CCCAGACUCUCUCCCUCUAAGGGCCCCAAUGCCUCGCAAUACCCGCAGCAGGAAAGAGCGCACAUGUUCCUGGUGCUCUCAGUCAUUCACCAAAGAUGAACAUCUUGCCAGACAUAUUAGGACGCACACCAGGGAAAAGCCGUUUGUUUGCGAUGAGUGUGAGAGGGCGUUUAGUCGCCAUGACUCGCUUUUGCGACAUACAAGAAGUCAUCAAUUGCGCAGUUCCCAGCCUGUGAGAAUCCAGGCGGCUUCUGUUUCGGAAGACACGGUGGCGGGUUCGGAGCAGUCUGGUCAAAUCAUGCGCAAUUCAGUGCCACCUUCUCUUCAUGGUUUGGAUGGAGAUAUCGCUGAGCCUCUACAGCAGCCAGCUUCGCAUGUUGGUGAAAACAUUUCCUGUGCUGGGAAUAGGUCAGAAGCACUGCCUCUGUUCGCCCGGUUACCCGGGAAUGCCGUCGACUUGGACUCAGCAGGGAUCGUCGCACAAGAUGCUGGACUGUUCAAUACCGCAGGUCCUGGAACAGGGGUUGAUUCUUACAUGGGUGAUAUAGGUGUUGGAAGCUCUAAUGACGGAACUAUCUGGGACUUUGAUGCAGCAUCCUUGCCUCCAGCUUGGUUGGCUAGUGAGGAUUUUGAUUUGAAUGCUCUCAACUCGUCUAUCAUGGCUUCUACCACAAACUGGUUUCUGCAGCCCGACAGUCAAAAUAAUGUCGAGGCGACAAAUUACGUUAUCCAGCCUUCUACAAGCAUUGACUCAACGCGACGAGAAGACAUCAUUCGCCAGCAAUGGUUCACGUUUAUAGGGGACAUUGAAAACGGAUAUGAUACGCCUGAUGUCGUACCGGAAAAGACACAGGUUGACGAAGCAUACAGGGAGAGUCUGGCUGAUAAACUCUACCAGCAAGUCCCUGCCUUGCCUCUCCCGUCUACUGACUUUUUGAACCUAUGCAUUCAGAUGUACUUUACCCGCUUCGAUCCUAUUUUCCCAAUUGUGCAUGCCCCGACAUUUCGACCAUCUGCUCAGAGCUCGCUUUUAUUGAUAUCCAUUUGCUCUGUGGGAAGCUUGUUUGUGGGAUCCUCCUAUGCUACUUCUCAGGGGAUAAAGAUUUUUGAGACUCUCCAUAAAGCUAUUUUAGCUUCGUGGGAAAGAUACAUAUCUGGUGGAGAGGCUGAGGCUAUGGCCAUGAUUCAAGCAGCUCUCAUUGGCCAGACGUUCGGUCUAUUGUCUGAAAGACCAAAAGACCUACUGACGGUGCAUACUUUCCAUGGCACUUUUGUUGCAUGGUCAAGGUGUCACGCACCAAAGAGAAAGCAAGUAACCGAUAAUAUUGUGUAUGACGAACUCGCAGAGAAUCCAGAAAAGGCGUGGAAGACAUGGAUUCGCGCAGAGGAGUGGAACCGUCUUGUUGCGGGAAUUCACAUACAUGAUGUUGAAGUUUCGGAGCUGUUUCUUACAGAACCAUUCAUCAGACACACUCCAUCUAAGAAACCAAAUAUUGCUGAAGAUAGCCUUUGGACGGCACCGACAGCUGGUGAAUGGUGCAAGAUUAUGAAAAAUCGAUCAUCGACGUCAGCCCCUUCUGAACGCCGCCAAACAUAUAACCAAGCAAGCUUAUUUUCAUCCGGACUUUCUAGGUAUAUCGAGCUUGAAGAGAUUGCAGCCUCUAUUGCCGAAGAUAGAAGCACAGACAGCCUCGACAUGUCCAAAAAAUACGAGUCAUUGGUACAAUUUUACAAUUCACAUCUCAAAUCCAAGGAAAGCAGAGCAGCAGACCCUUAUUGCCUACAGGUGCUGUGGCACUUCAUCUUCAUUUCUCUAUACGUGGAUUUCAAUCACCUCGAGCUAGCUCUCGGCAAAGAGGGUUUCGACGAAGCACAACGACACGUUGACUAUGCCCGUGAAUGGGCUUGCUCAAGAAAUGGCCGCAGAUGCGCUUUACACGGUGCCCUGAUCCUCCGCAACCUCGAGAUGAUGAGACUGGGAACCGAACCAGCAAUACACGUCCCUCGAAUAGUAUUCCGUACAGCAAUCGUCUGGUUCUGCUAUACCAAAUUCGCUUCCGCUGACUCUGACACUUCCCACCAAGCGGUGGAUUUCCCUGAGUUGACGAAAAUGGGAAUCAAUACCCAGAGGCUGCUCUUUGAAGCAAAUGGUCUCAAGCCAACACGUCCUCAGACGCCUGAGUCGAGUACACUCUGCGGCUUGGUUGAUAUUCUCCAACGAGUUGGACACUGGGACAUUAGUCGAAAGUUUGCUUCUAUUCUUACUCUUUUGAUGGAAGAUAAAACUGGACUUUAACCUUUCGGGAUAGUCAUAUCUGUCUAUCAAGAUUGCUGUUGGGGAAAGAUAGGAGUUCCGAUUAACCUUGGGGCUAAAAAGCACUUAUCAACAAUUCCUUGAUAUCACAAAGAUUGACAAAAGUCUCCAAUUCCGGCCCCGAAAUUGCCCCGCGUACCCCGCCUCCUCGGUUACCUAUCUCGGCCAUCCAUGAGCCGAGUCGCAGAUAACAACAUGACUCCACUAUAAAAGGAGACUCGGCCAU
Messenger RNA from Aspergillus wentii DTO 134E9, 2540 nucleotides. RefSeq lists its product as uncharacterized. NCBI's taxonomy places the organism in Eukaryota, Fungi, Ascomycota, Eurotiomycetes, Eurotiales, Aspergillaceae. The coding region runs from base 29 to 2296 and encodes 755 amino acids. Gene Ontology annotation, molecular function: DNA-binding transcription factor activity, RNA polymerase II-specific; zinc ion binding; RNA polymerase II cis-regulatory region sequence-specific DNA binding. Gene Ontology annotation, biological process: DNA-templated transcription; regulation of transcription by RNA polymerase II. Gene Ontology annotation, cellular component: chromatin. The record is from RefSeq and is a predicted model, not a curated record. The transcript is spliced from 8 exons.